AUGUCCAUCCCUCAGCAGCAGCACACAAUUGCUCCCCCAUCCUACACUCCUGCAGCCCCGGCAAACAAGAAGGGCUACAGCGCCAUCCCUCAAUCCGAUGCUGAGGGUAGCGCAGCACCGGCCGGGUAUGCCGCCCCCGAGUACGGCUUCGAUCCAGAGGCGCCGCGUACCGAUGGGGAUGCGGAGAGCGAUGACUUCAAGUAUGGUGUCACCGUAGAUCAGUGUAGUGCUGAGAUCAGGAUGCAGUUCCUCAAGAAGAUCUAUUCGGUCCUCUUCAUCCAAGUACUGGGAACCGCUAUCGUAGGCGCGAUCAUGAGCACGGAGAACAUCUCCCUUUGGGUUCGAGAGAACCAAUGGGCAUUCAUCGCUCCAUCCUUUGCCUCCCUUAUCGUCAUGGGGUUCCUCUUUUGGAAGCGCCACUCACACCCGCUGAACUUGGGUUUGCUCGGCCUCUUCACCCUACUGGAAUCCCUCUCCCUCGGCGCAGUCUGCUCCUACGUCGACAGCCACGUAGUCCUCCAGGCCUUGCUCAUCACUACCUUUGUCUUCCUCGGCUUGACCCUCUACACCUUCCAGUCCAAGCGAGACUUCAGCGGUAUGGCGCCUUGGCUCUUCGGUGGUCUCCUCUUCCUCGUUGGAGGCGGGCUGGUUCAGCUCUUCGUGCCUUUCAGCCAUACAGUGGAUAUGCUCAUGGCCGGAGCAGGCACGCUCGUCUUCUCGGGCUACAUCGUCUUCGAUACUUACAUGAUCACCAGGCGACUCAGCCCGGAUGAGUGGGUACUGGGAGUCAUCUCGCUCUACCUCGACAUGAUCAACCUCUUCCUGUCGAUCCUGCGACUCCUCAAUGGAAACCGGGACGACUAGGCGGGAAAGACGGCCACAAUCGCUUCACACACUCUGCUUUGCUCCUCUCUGUUGUUCUUGAUACGCUAUGAUCAAAUUUGACUCGAU
Jaminaea rosea is the source of this 951-nucleotide messenger RNA. Its product is annotated as UPF0005-domain-containing protein. The record is from RefSeq and is a predicted model, not a curated record. The coding region runs from base 1 to 864 and encodes 287 amino acids. Gene Ontology annotation, cellular component: membrane. NCBI's taxonomy places the organism in Eukaryota, Fungi, Basidiomycota, Exobasidiomycetes, Microstromatales. The transcript has 3 exons.